ACCUGCACAAAGCGAACCUCUUUCUUUUCUCUCCCCCUCAGGAGAACGGAACCUCUCGCCGCCACUUUCGAGGAAAGAAAAGAGCCAAUGGAGGUCGCCUUCGCUUGAUCCGCUUGUCCCAGGACCUCCGGGAAGCUUCGUGCCUCUCCGAAGUGCUCGGUCCGUGUAGGUUUUCAGAUCGAUCUGAUCUUUGCUGCGGAGUUUGAUGGCAUCAGAGGAUGUGGUGGGGAAGAGCACGGGGGAAUCGGCGGUGACGACGAUAGUGAAUCUCGCGGAGGAGGCGAAGCUCGCGCGAGAGGGAGUCAAGGCUCCCAGUCACGCGAUCCUGAGCAUCUGCAAGUCCCUUGUGGCCGGUGGAGUAGCGGGAGGAGUAUCAAGAACAGCUGUUGCUCCACUUGAGCGGCUAAAAAUCCUAUUGCAGGUUCAAAACCGCCAUGCUAUUCAGUAUAAUGGAACUAUUCAAGGGCUCAAGCAUAUAUGGAAAACUGAAGGUUUUCGAGGGCUUUUCAGAGGCAAUGGUACUAAUUGUGCACGUAUUGUCCCAAACUCAGCUGUAAAGUUUUUCAGCUAUGAACAAGCAUCAAGUGGAAUUUUGUGGCUUUACCGGCGUCAAUCUGGAAAUGAAGAUGCCCAACUUAGUCCUGUAUUACGUCUUGGUGCUGGAGCAUGUGCUGGUAUAAUUGCUAUGUCCGCUACUUAUCCAAUGGAUAUGGUCCGUGGAAGGAUUACAGUUCAGACCAAAAACUCACCUUACCAGUACAGAGGAAUGUUUCAUGCAUUAGGCACUGUUUAUCGUGAAGAAGGCUUCCGUGCUCUGUACAAAGGGUGGCUUCCAUCUGUCAUAGGAGUAAUUCCAUAUGUUGGACUCAAUUUUGCGGUCUAUGAGUCAUUAAAGGAUUGGCUAAUCAAAUCUAACCCAUAUGGCCUUGUCCAAGACUCGGAAUUGAGUGUUGUCACGAGGCUUGCUUGCGGUGCUGCUGCGGGAACGGUCGGUCAAACAGUUGCCUACCCUCUAGAUGUCAUUCGCAGAAGAAUGCAAAUGGUUGGUUGGAAAGAUGCUGCCUCAGUUGUGACAGGGAAAGGAAACAGUAAAGCUCCCCUGGAAUACACCGGAAUGGUCGAUGCUUUCAGGAAAACUGUGCGUCAUGAAGGCUUUGGGGCCCUAUACAAGGGUCUUGUACCCAAUUCAGUAAAGGUGGUACCAUCCAUAGCAAUUGCAUUUGUGACUUAUGAGGGUGUAAAGGAUGUUCUUGGAGUGGAAAUGAGAAUAUCCGACUAAAACUUGAAUUAGGAGCGGGAGUAGUGGUAUUUUGCAGGCGUUUUGGCUGUUGUCCGUGUAGGUUCAUUAAAUGGGAGGUCGGGAAUCUAUACGCCGGAAGAUCGAUGCCCAGCUAGGCAAUCUAGUUUGCCACCUGGAAUCGAAAUAGUUUAUUUGCUUGAGAGAACACGUAGCUCUCACGGAAUGCUUUGAGAAUACUUUUUUCCUUUUUAUGCUCGACGAUGAAGCCCAGGGCAGUUUCUUUUCCUUUGGUAGUUUUCUAUCUUAUGUUUAGUAAUAAAUAUGAUGUGAUUGGUAUCUCCCUUGUACGGGUUACCCGUGAUGAUGACUUAAAUGGAGAAUUAAGACUUUUUUUUUUCUUU
Molecule: messenger RNA, 1641 nt
Organism: Zingiber officinale
Lineage: Eukaryota; Viridiplantae; Streptophyta; Magnoliopsida; Zingiberales; Zingiberaceae
Product: mitochondrial adenine nucleotide transporter ADNT1-like
Exons: 8
Coding region: 206-1279 (357 amino acids)
Biological process (GO): transmembrane transport
Source: RefSeq, a predicted model, not a curated record